AUGGUUGCUGCCAUGGUCAGUAAGUGGACUGGCGAUCGCCUGACAAAUGGUAGCAUCUACGAAGAGCACAUACGUCUCAACAACUAUCCUUACCUAAGCAGCCACGAUGAACUUAUGCACACCUCAAUUGCUGCCGACGUCAUGAGACCGAGGUUUGUCUCAUCAAUAGUUAGCGCAGCGGCUAUUCGUAAAAUAGCUUGCAACUAG
This is a messenger RNA of Protopolystoma xenopodis, 207 nucleotides long. NCBI's taxonomy places the organism in Eukaryota, Metazoa, Platyhelminthes, Monogenea, Polystomatidea, Polystomatidae. The record is from the annotation of a GenBank genome assembly.